ACAACCGGGGGUAGAAAAAAGGGAAAAGGCGGGCUCAAGUUCCGCCUUGGUGUGACGCAUGUCCCAUGCUACGGUACGCCAUUUGUGUCUAGCUACAAAAAGCGCGGACGGUGGAGAGAUUAGCAAAAUUGGAGGUGCUUGAUUCAUCUUCAAGUGGAGCCAUUUUCACAGCUUUAUGUAAAACAUAUACAUCAGAAAAGGAGGCCGGAGAUGCCGAACAACGGACAGCCAGAUGACGUGGAGAUGGAGGAUGCACAAGUCAACUCAUCCAGUACAAUUCUGAAGCCUGAAAAAGAUGAUGCAGCUUCCACGCAGAACCUACAACGAGGCUCUGUGAGUGAAAACGAGACCACUCAAUGCAGCGUUUGUGACUUCUCAGCAAAAUGCCCAAGAUCACUGAAGAUUCACUAUGCAAGGAAACAUAAGAGGAUCGCUACAGAAAAUAUAAAAACAGCCGAGGAUAGCGAAAACAUCUCAGAUGACAAUCCAGGUGAAGUUCAAAAAGAGAUCGACAUGGAGAUAGAAAGUGCGACUGAAGUUCAACAAAACAUUGAAUCCAAUCCAAAUCUUGAGACUAAUGAGCCGAGCUCAGCUUCCCAUGAUGAUGGUUUAAGUAGCAAGGUGCCGGCAUCGGCAGAGCAGACCGUAUCCCCUCAAGAGAGAAGAGUGAGCAAACGAACCCCCAAACCCAAGAUUAUCUACUCAUGCAACUACUGCGGACAGGAGUUUAGGGACCAGUCUCCUCUUGAUGUACAUAUCCAGAGAUACCACAGCAAAGACACACCAUACACAUUUGGUGCUGAAGAGAACAUGGACGAAGAAGAGGAGGCUGAAGACGCGGAAAGUUCUUUAAAGAUAAACCCCGUACAAGUGAUGCUGAAACAUCCAUUGACCAGAACUCAACUGAAGUGCGCAAACUGCGAUUUCAAGGGAUUCACGCGCUCCUUGCUGGAGAGCCACGCUCGCGUCAAUCACCCCGGCUCGGAUUGGUACCGCUGUAAAUUAUGUAACUUCUUUUCCGCUACUUCUGAAUGGAUGGACAGACAUCUUUGCUCGGACACCCACAUGCAACAUCUGGCCAGGCAGAAUAGUGAAGCGUCUUCCAGCCCGGCGGAGUACGUUGAGAGGGUAAACAAAGGGGACGGAAGCGGAGACGGCAUGGCUGUCGUGGCCCAGGGAAUUAAAGAAUCCAUGGAGGCAGCUCAAGCUGUAGCGGAAGAAGAGGAAGAAGAAGACGAUGCGGAAUUGGAGCCUCCAAAACGGAAAAGAGGGAGGCCAAAACAAGUGUCUUCAACCAAAUGUGGUUAUUGUGGCUUAAUUGUAUCUAAUGCCACGAACCUCGGUAUCCAUGUCCGGCGUAAACACAGCAAGGAAUAUGUUUACCGGUGUACCGUGUGCAAUUACAGCUGUGUGACCAAAGGAGACAUAGAUCGUCAUUGUAUCACCAAAAAACACAUGAAACGUGUUCAACAGUGUGCAAACAGCCCUGCCAAAAAUCUUGAACGCACUUCAUCUCAGGAACCCACAGAUACACAAUCCCCGGAACCGAGCGAAACAUCACAGACCGCAGAAAUACAGCAGGACUCACAAGUCGGCAAAGAAGAUCAAGCGGUGUCACGCACGAGCCCACAAGAAGAACAAUAUGGCCGUGUUCUUUGCAGCCAAUGCGAUUUUGUAGCUCGCUCAGUCUCCUCCCUCUCUCUUCACGUGAAAAGGAAACACAGCAGAGACUAUGAAUACGUCUGUCUGGCAUGCAAAUAUUACGCUUUAACGAGCAAGGAAAUGACUCACCAUGCCAGCACGGAGACACACAAGGAAAAAAGCCAGAUAUACAUGGCAUCGCAGGAGAAUGGCGGUCAAAUAUCAGCACAGGUCAAGGAUCCUGGUGGCGCAAUGGUUCACCCAGAGUCUGAACCUUUAAGCCCCCCAGAACAAUCAAAGCAAAGUUCAGAACAAAGCCAUGAAGAAAAAUGUCAGGACACAGUGGCACCUUUUGUCAAUACUAAGACUGUUGAUGCUGCAGAGGAAAAUGAAGCAGAGAACAUUACCUCUUCCUCUGCUGAUGUUCGAGAUCCAACCGAGUGUGCAGUAACACAAACUGCACCGUCUGAUCCCGUGUCCCCGACAGAGAUUGAACUUGUAGUUCAGGAGUCUCAACACGUGGAAGGGUCGGUUCCGAAACCGUCCAGCGCUCCAACUUUUGAUGCCUGCAUUGUGUCCGUGAAGAACCUUGCUCAGCAGGAGAAGGCACGUUUAGAGGGCCAGGACGCUGUUGAAGGUCUAACAAGAGAAGCAGCAGAAUCCUCUGUGCUGCUGUCCCACGUUUAUGUUAAAAAGUUUGAACACACGGAAAGGAAAUCAAAGAACGAGGCCAAACUGAGCAGCACCGGAAUCCGCUGCGACGACUGCGGCUUUUUGGCCGACGGCCUCAGCGGUCUGAACGUCCACAUCUCGAUGAAGCACCCGACCAAGGACAAGCAUUUCCACUGCUUGGUGUGCGGCAAGUCGUUCUACACCGAGAGCAACCUGCACCAGCACCUGACCAGCGCCUCCCACAUCCGAAAUGAGCAGAACAGCCUGGAAGAACGAGUCGAAGGCGGCGCGUGCUUCAAGUGCACCAAAUGCACGGACCGCUUCGAAACGGAGCAAGACCUGUUUGUUCACAUCAAGGAGAAACAUGACGAGCUGCUGAGACAAGUCAACAAAUACGUAUUGGAGGACACCGAACAGAUCAAUCGCGAGCGGGAAGAGCACCAAGGCAAUGUUUGCAAGUACUGCGGGAAAGUGGGCAAGAGCAGCAACUCCAUGGCUUUUCUGGCUCACAUCCGCACACACACCGGAUCCAAGCCCUUUCUUUGUAAGAUCUGCCACUUUGCAACUGCUCAGCUGGGUGACGCCAGGAACCACGUGAAGAGACACCUGGGCAUGCGAGAGUACAAAUGCGACAUCUGUGGAUGGGCCUUCGUGAUGAAGAAACACCUCAGCACCCACCUGCUUGGAAAACAUGGAAUUGGCCAACGUAAAGAAAGGAAGUUCGAGUGCAAGUUGUGUGAGCGUUCCUUUAGUGAAAAAUGGGCCCUAAACAACCACCUGAAACUGCACAGCGGAGAGAAACCGUAUAAGUGUUCCUGGCCAUCCUGCCACUACGCCUUCCUCAACCUGUCAGCCAUGAAGGACCAUUAUCGGACACACACUGGUGAAAAGACUUUCCUCUGUGACCUGUGUGGUUUUGCUGGAGGGACCAGACACGCUCUCACCAAGCACAGACGCCAACACACAGGAGAAAGACCCUUCAAAUGCAAGCUUUGCAACUUCGCCUCUACAACACAGUCCCACCUAUCAAGACACAACCGCGUUCACACUGGGGAGAAACCGUACCGCUGCCCCUGGUGUGACUACAGAUCCAACUGUGCUGAGAACAUCCGGAAGCACAUCCUCCAUACAGGAAAACAUGAGGGAGUGAAGAUGUACAACUGUCCAAAAUGUGACUACGGCACCAACUCCCCCAUUGAGUUCCGCAACCACCUGAAGGACAACCACCCAGACAUUGAGAAUCCAGAUCUUGCUUACCUUCAUGCAGGUAUUGUGUCCAAGUCCUUUGAGUGCCGCCUUAAGGGCCUUGGGGCUUCUUUUGUGGAGACGGAGGCUCUGGACGCCUCUGUGGGCAGGAAGAUUAGCGACGAAGGGCCGGUCCAGCAAGUCAUCAUCAUCCAAGGCUACAGCGAGGAAGAGGUGGCCAUCGACCAGACCCUGGAGGAGUCUGCUGCCGCCACCCUGCAGACCUUGGCCAUGGCCGGCCAGGUAGCAGAGGUGCUCCACAUCACAGAAGACGGAGAAGUCAUUGCCUCGGGUAGGGAAGUGGCGUCCACGGGGGCUCAACUUGCCGGAGGGAGCGCCCAGUAUGUCGUGCUGGCGGCAGGCGAGGCCGGCAAUCAGCUCCAGACUGUCGCUAGAGGAGGAUCAGGAGGAGUAGGAGCCUCGGAGACUGCAGGACAAAGUCAUAUUUUAUCCGAGUCGUCCACAGCUCUGGAUGCUCUUCUCAGCGCCGUCAGUAAAAUGGGCCAUCAGGAGAAAAUGCAAGGAGAGGCAUCUGUCGUCCACAAGGUCGCAACCCCCGGGACGGAGGAGUCUGUGCGGAUCGAAGAGCAGCCCGUGGUCAAAGAGGAAGAGGAGGUGCAGGUCAUUAACCAGAAAGGUCAGGAGGACAUGCAGGACCUGCUGAAAAUGGCAGCUUCCAGGAUGAUGAAGGAAGGUCUCACCCAGGUGAUCGUCAACAACGAGGGCACCCACUACAUCGUUACGGAGCUGGACAACUGCACCCUGCAGGUGGAGGAGGGCGUCUAUGAAGAAGCAGAAGAGCAGGCUGAAGACCAGCAGGAUGACGACCCCUAACCGAACAAGGAACGUUUAUCCUUACAGUUCUAUAUCCAGAAAGGCCGGAAUGUCGAGAAAAGGUUUAAUGUUGAUCGAAAAUCAAAAUUCCCACCAAUGUGACACUCUGUCUCUCUAGAGACGUAACUACGAAUUUAUUAAAAAUGUCUGUCCCGACCGCCAUUAAGGAUGAAGAUGACAUCGGAUCGUAACGACAACAACGAGGAGUCCAUCAAUAAUCUUUCUGGCUAAAACUAAACGGAUUCCUGUUGGUCAAACAAUAUCGGGCAAACUGGGUUGUCCUCUCUGCAAGCACCCACCCACCCACUCAGUCAGGACAUGUCACGUUCAAAGACGGUCGGAAAUCACAAGAUUCUUAACAUGCCUGUACACUACCAGGUUGCUGAUCCUAUGAAAGCGACAGUAAUAACAGCGUCGUGUAGCGGUCUUAUUAUGGACAUGGAAAAGUUGGUUUUAUUUUAUUGCCGUUUAUUCAUUCAUUCAUUUAUUUUGUACCGCUUAUCCUGACGAGGGUUGCGGGGAUGGGUGCUGGAGCCUAUCCCAGCUGUCUUCAUCCGAGAGGCGCGGCACACCCUGGACUGGUCGCCAGUUAUUGGCGUUUAUUCAUUCAUUCAUUUUCUACCGCUUUUCCUCACAAGGGUUGUGGGCGGUGCUGGAGCCUAUCCCAGCCGUCUUCGGCCGAGAGGCGCAGCACACCCUGGACUGGUCGCCAGUUAUUGGCGUUUAUUAAUUCAUUCAUUUUCUACCGCUUAUCCUAACAAGGGUUGUGGGCGGUGCUGGAGCCUAUCCCAGCUGUCUUCGGCCAAGAGGCGCGGCGCACCCUGGACUGGUCGCCAGUUAUUGGCGUUUAUUAAUUCAUUCAUUUUCUACCGCUUUUCCUCACAAGGGUUGCGGGGAGGGGUGCUGGAGCCUAUCCCAGCUGUCUUCAUCCGAGAGGCGCGGCACACCCUUGACUGGUCGCCAGUUAUUGGCGUUUAUUUUCAUUUAUUUGUGCAGUGAGUGACUUAGGAGUUUAUCAGAAUUUAGCUGUAAGAUCCGACACGAAAAGCGCCAAAACUCGAAUAUCUCGGAAUGGAAUUUUCGAUAUUUGUGACUUGAGAUCCUCCUGUAAUAAAUGGGUAUUGGGUAAUUAUUAAAUAUUUGAAGCGCUCGUAUUGACGAUGGUGUCGAACCAUUGGCUUUUCAUUAUAUAGUGAUUUAGUUUCCUAUGGUCCUUUAGCUACAGUAGCCUAGCGUACACAACAGGAAGGAGAAUUAUGUGUAAGAUGAAGGCUUUAUUAAUGCUAUGGAAAAACAUAUGCAAUUACCGUCACAAUUGUAAUCAUGAUUAAGUAUAUCAUGUAUUUUUUUUUUUGGUCUGUUAUGGUUUUAACAUUACUUCAAGCUAUCUAUGUUUCUUAUUUUAUUCUUUGUAGUUAUUAGCAUACGAUUAGGCCCAAAGCCUUGUUUGGCAUCGAAAUCCUAUAUUUGCUGUACGCGUCUCUCGUGCUACAUUAUGCAAGCGGUUAUCUGUGAGCUCGCCAUGUUAUAAAUUCAUUUUCAUUUCUAACAAUAAACAUUAAAGCCCCUUUUUAGCAAGUGUGUCCGUAGGUUUUCAUCGUCUUUCUGACACUUUAUUGUCGUGUUUGCUGUGAUUGUUGUCAUUUCGGCAUCAACGCCGCAUUUAUGUUCACGGCACAGCGCCGUCCAAUGAGAAAGCUCCAUGCGCAUACGUGCAUUAACUGAUAGCUCCCAUCAUGCUUUCUGAUCACUAACAUAGUCAUUAUCAUCACCAUUAUCAUUAUCACCACCAUGAUCACCAUCACCCUAAUCGCCAUCCUCUCUUCCUUUUCCCCCCAUCAGGCCUAUUCCCUUCAUUGCAUAUAACACACUCAUCGUUUCUCUCCGACCCCCCCACACACACAAAACCCCUCAGUAUUUGGCACCGGAGGGAGAAUCAAUAUUCAUUUAGGCCGCUACACAGGCCUGCAGUUUCUGAUGGAGUGAGUGGGAGAGCAGUAUGACGGCUGCAAGCACAAUGGCUAAAAGUAGAGGGAGAAAGCACUCACACACUACUAGGGCAUCAAAAGAUCAUCCCUUUAACACAUGCACACACACACACACACACGCACACACACACACGGCGAGUGUGAGUGAGAAGGUGGGCUGAGAGAAAGUGGUGGACGAGUGGGCAGGAGAAAUGAGAGCAUUGCAGAUGGAUGUUGAGAGAGGUGAGGCCACGGAGAAGUGGAAGAGCAGCGAAGCCCACAAACACGCAAAGAGAAGCAGCAAUUUCACAUAACACCUGUCUGCCUUUUUAGCCCGUCUUGGUCUCCGGUUUGCACAACACUUUGCUUUUUUUUCAUUGCAUUUUUUUUUUUUUUGGCCUGUGAAUUUUCGGAGGUCACUUUCUAUGUUU
Messenger RNA from Doryrhamphus excisus (bluestripe pipefish), 6790 nucleotides. RefSeq names its product zinc finger protein 407 (gene znf407). Gene Ontology annotation, cellular component: nucleus. Gene Ontology annotation, molecular function: DNA-binding transcription factor activity, RNA polymerase II-specific; zinc ion binding; nucleic acid binding. Gene Ontology annotation, biological process: regulation of transcription by RNA polymerase II. The record is from RefSeq and is a predicted model, not a curated record. Lineage: Eukaryota; Metazoa; Chordata; Actinopteri; Syngnathiformes; Syngnathidae.